Eriocheir sinensis (Chinese mitten crab) is the source of this 2968-nucleotide messenger RNA. Its product is annotated as PAT complex subunit CCDC47-like. Gene Ontology annotation, cellular component: endoplasmic reticulum. NCBI's taxonomy places the organism in Eukaryota, Metazoa, Arthropoda, Malacostraca, Decapoda, Varunidae. Gene Ontology annotation, biological process: endoplasmic reticulum calcium ion homeostasis. The transcript has 11 exons. Gene Ontology annotation, molecular function: calcium ion binding. Bases 1 to 1521 code for a protein of 506 amino acids. The record is from RefSeq and is a predicted model, not a curated record.
AUGAGACUAUUGGUGCUGUUGCUAGUCAUUGUCGCGGCCGUGAGUGUGAGGGGCCGUGCACAGGACUACGAAGACAAUGACUUUGCCGAGUUUGAGGUGUUCGAGGAGGAGGAGGAGGUGAUGGAGGACGAUGAGGACCAGGGCAGUGAAGAGGCUGGUGUCCGAGGGAGUGUUGGGGCAGGAGCAGGGGCAGGGGGAGGGGGAGGUGGUGGAGGUGGUGGGGGUGGAGGAGGAGGAGCAGGAGCAGGAGGAGGAGGAGGAGGAGGAGGUGGCAGGCUAAGCAGUGAAGGACAGCCUGGAGGAGACAAGUUAGAAUCAGAAGAGGAUGAAGAAGCUGUGGUUGAGGAUGAGGACGAGAACGAUGAGUUCAGUCACUUCCAUGACGAAGAGGAAUUCAUUGGCUUUGACAGUGAGCGGCCACAGGGAGCACGGAUGCCCAAGACCCAGGAGGAGCCCAAGAUUACGAUUGCCAAUGUUCCUCUCCACCUGCGGAGCAAUUGGGACAGCUUUUACCUGGAGAUGCUGAUGAUUGCCGGCCUGGUGGUGUAUUUCAUCAACUUCAUCGUUGGCAAGUCCAAAAACCAGAAGCUGGCCAAUGCCUGGUUCACCUCUCACAAGACCCUCCUGGAACAGAAUUUUGCCCUUGUUGGAGAUGAUGGGAAGCAGUCCGUUGAGAACGGUGGGCUGCAGAAGGAGUCAGAGAACGUGUACACGCUGUGGUGCUCUGGCCGUACCAACAUGGAGGGCAUGCUGGUGGAACUCAAGUUUAUCAAGAGGCAAGACAUGAUAGGUGUUGUGUCUCAGCUGAUUCGUCCCUCAAGUGACCAGCUACUGGUGAAGGUCCAUUUGGAUGAGAUGGACUCCUUUGUGUUUGCUCUGGCCACCAAGAAGACUGCUGCCAGGCUCUCCAAGGAGAUGACAGAUAUUAGCACCUUCUGUCCAGAGAAGAAAUCUGCAGACAAGUUUGGCCUUGGUUCUCAGUAUGUGUUGAUGAAUGAGCUUGGAGAGGUGGCGUCAACAGUGCUGGGGGACCCCAAAGUGACUGCUGUGCUAAACAAGUUCUCCGGAAUGGUUGACUUCUUCCACUUCUCCGACCAGUACUCGGGACCAAAGCAGCCUGAGGACACCCAGCCCACCAAAUUGCCGGAGGUGCGUCGUGCUCUUGUGUUUGGCUUCAACUUCCCUGGCCGUGGCAACCCGUCCCUGGAGGCUAUAGAGAGCAUGCGACCACUGCUGCAGCUGGUGUUCCACGUAACAGACAAACUACGUCGCUUCAAACUUAGCAAGGAGGGCAAGGCCAAAGCAGAGAAGAACCGGGCUCGAGUGGAGGAGGCUUUCCUGAAGGCGACACAUGCUGCCCGUGCUGAGAUGGCCCAGGCCAAGAGGGAGGAACGCAAGAGGAUGGAGCGUGAGAAGAUGUUGGAGAUUGAUGAUCCAGACAAGCAGAGGAAGUGGGAAGAAAGGGAGCAGCGGCGGCAGAUGAAGCGUCGUGCCCCCAAGAUGAAGCAACUAAAGGCUUGAAGAGAUUGUCUGGAGGACAUCACAGGUAUGCCACACUACAUCAUAGAAUGUUGGUGAGACCCUGAGGAGCUGAAGGCACUCGUUUUAGAGAACCUCGAAUGAAGUUUCAUCGAUAUUUAUUCCUAGAAUAUAGUUGUUACUUGUGUCAGUAAGUCCAUUUUGAGGUCUUUAUUUUGUUGAACAUACUUGAGCUCAUUUAUAUAGUAUAUGUGUUCUGCCUUCUGGUUCCUUAUUCUGUCUUAUGAUUACUUUGCCACAGCAGUGAUGUGGUAAAUGAAUGGUGGUGUAUAUCAGUGUGAAUGUCGUGUAUGAGUGUCUUGUAAUCAGUUAAAACAUUAUAGAGGGAAUGAGUGUAGUUUCUCUUUGCAGUUACAGUGUGAAUGAACUGGAGAACUUUUGCAAUUAAAGGUGUGAAUGAGUUUUGGUAAAUCCAUUCUCAUGACAAUGUUUACCAGGGCCAAAAUCCUAGAGAUUCGUCAUAAAUAGCUCCACUGAAUUGCAUAUUGAUUUUUAGGUUUAGUGGUUUGUGAAGAGAGGUAUGAUAUAUGUACAGUUGUUUAAAGUACUAUUACCCUGAAGUAUGGUUUCUCUUUUAAUGCUGCCUGUACACAUCUAGUCCAAACAAGUCUUCUGGAACUCUGUUAAAGCUGAAAAAAUAACUUUGUUGAUCCUCUACGGAACUAACAAAAUGUAAACCUGAAUUGGAAAGGGAAAAUGGAGCAACGGGAUGCAGAUUUCUAAAGUCAAUGGGUCAUAUAUUGAAUAACUUAAUUUGGAAAGCACUGCAGCAUCAAAGGGAAUAAUUAAAGAAACCAUAUUAUUAUUAAUAAACUCUGUUAAAUCAGGGAUUUUAAAUAUUUGUCAAUUGUACUGAAAAAGGGGAAACAAACACUGCCUGUACCUCUUGACUGGUCCUGUGUAUGGCUCAGUAGCACUGGUAUUAGUGACAGCAGCAGAAACAUAAUGACAGUGCAGCUGUUUAUUAGUACCAAGCCAAGAAAACUACCUGUCAGGUGACCAGUCAGGAGACACCGGUACUGAAAAUGACUGUAUAUAGGCCAUUCGUCACCUGGAAUAAAGUGGGAGUGUGUGAUCUUGUAGGGCUGCAGAAGUCUCUACCUGUGGGUUGUCACUAGUUGUCACAGUUGUCUUCAUCCAUCAAAAUGAAGCUUCAGGGCCAGCCAGUAUUACCAGCACGUGUGAACACAAUCUGUCAAUAUGGUAACAGCCUCUCACUAUGAGUUGCUCCUCCCUGUGAUACAUGUAGGAAUAGCCAGUCAUGUCUACUUUUUAUCUAAAUGUUACUGUGUUUUCUAAACUCAUUUCACAGAGAGGUAGGGAAGGGAAAGUGUAGUGAAGGAUUUUUAUAUGAAUUCACGCUUACUUUAGUCUGCUUCAUCAUGCCAUAGUUUUACUUGUAUUAAAAAAUAAAGAAUUAAAAAUGAAA